Grus americana (Whooping crane) is the source of this 4090-nucleotide messenger RNA. It is a transcript of the gene SYDE1, whose product is annotated as synapse defective Rho GTPase homolog 1. Lineage: Eukaryota; Metazoa; Chordata; Aves; Gruiformes; Gruidae. The record is from RefSeq and is a predicted model, not a curated record. The transcript has 8 exons. Gene Ontology annotation, biological process: signal transduction. Bases 322 to 3006 code for a protein of 894 amino acids.
GUCCCCCCCCCCCUCCGCCUUCCUCGGUUCCGGACUACAGCUCCCGGCAGCGCUGCCGGCGGCAUCCCAGGAAUUCGCGCCGCGGGAUGGCGGCGCCGCCACCGCCACAGCUCAAGGCCCCGCCGCUCUGAGGAGACGAGAGACGGGUUGAAGGGAACCGGGCCGGGCUGAGGGAACGGAGACGGGCUGAAGGGACUGGGCUGGGUUGAAGGGAUCUGGACGGAGCGAGGAGGCCGGGCGGGGUCAAGGUGGGGAAGGGGGGGGAAACACCCCCCCCCCCCCCCCCCCAAAGAAGUGUGAGGAGCCCCGGUGAGGGGAGCGAUGGCGGAGCCGCUGCUGCGGCGAACCUUCUCCCGCCUGAGGGGCCGCGACCGCCCGCGCGGGAAGAAGGCGGACGCCAAGGAUAGAGAGCAUCCCCCGCCAAGCCCCGAUUCUCCGGUGGACCCCGAGGCGGCAUUGGCGGAGCCGGUGCCGGCGGCAUCCCGCAAGCAGAACUGGGCCCGUUUUUCCUGCGGCGGCCGCGAUGAGAGGCGGCCGCUGCCUCCUAAAGCCUCCCCGGAUCCGGUGGACGCCGGUGAACUGGACCCUGCUGCCGGCAGCCCCCGGCCUGGCAUCGAACCGCCCAGUGAGGAGGAUGUGGAGCCGGCGGAGGAAGCCGAGGCGGUGAACGGCUCCGGGGAGCUUGGUGGUCCCGGUAGGAGCCCCGGGCACGGCGCCUACCUGCAGAGCUUGGAGCGGAGCAGCCGGCACUGGGUGCUGUCAUCGGUGAAGGGACCAGGGCUGGAUGAGCCGGGCGGCGGAGCCGAGGUGGAUGCCGGUGCUGCCGGCAGUGAGGGCGAGAUCUGGUACAACCCCAUCCCUGAAGAUGAGGACCCCCAGCCUGGGAGCUCCUGGAAGACGUGGGGCGGAGGGAGCCGUGACGCUGAGAGGGGCCGUGGUGGGGAGUCACCCCCGAAGACGGGUAGGGAAGACCCCCCCUGGGGCAGUUUGGGAACGGCAGAGAGCUCCGGACCUCGCAGCGGCACAGCUCCGGUGCUGCCAGCGGCUGGCCGAGGAGAGGAGCCAGGAGCCGGCAGGACCCAGGCUUGCGGGAAGAUGCCGAUCCCAUGCGUGAGCUCGGGGACGGGGCUGACCACCCCCUCGCCCCCCGCCAGCCCCAAAAAGGGCCGUUCGCUCAACAAGGUCAAGUCCCCAGGUACCGUACGUCGCCUCUCCAUGAAGAUGAAGAAGCUGCCGGAGCUACGGAGGAAGCUGAGCCUACGCAGCCCCCGUCCCCGGGGCCAAGAGGGUGGCACCUCGCCUUCCGAAACCCGCAAGGAAUCCAGCAACGUCAUCAGCCGCUACCACCUAGACAGCAGCGUGGCUUCGCGGCCGGGAUUGCCACGAGCCAAAGCAUCCGGCAAAGGCGGCUACUUGAGUGACGGCGACUCCCCGGAGCUGCCGGCUAAAGCUGGGGCGCGUGCCGAACCGGAGGAUGGGGAAACCGGGCUGGAUGUGGGCGCUUUCCGCCCCUACAGCUGUGGGGAGACGCCGCCGCGGUGCGGGCAGCACAUCUCGGGGCUGGUGAGCGUUCACCUCCACGGCGUGCGGGACCUGAAGCCGCCGCGGGCCGAAGCCCGGGAGGUUUUCUGUGUGUUGCAGGUGGACGCGGCCAACCGGGCUCGCACGGCUUUGCUGCCCUGCAAGACGGCGUUCCUUGGCCUCAACCAUACCUUCAACCUGGAGCUGGAGGGUGCCCGGCACCUCAAGGUGAUCGUUUUCUCCUGGGAUCCCACCUCCUGCCGCAACCGUCUCUGCUGCCACGGCACCGUGGUCCUGCCCCACAUUUUCAAAGGUUGCCGGGCCCAGCAGCUGGCGGUGCGGCUGCAACCUCGUGGUGUCCUCUACUCCAAAUUCACCUUGGUGGAGCAGUGGGAAAGUCCCGGUGAGCGGGAACCCCGCGUCUUCGGCGUGGAGCUGGGCCAGCUGGUGGAGAGGGAGAAGACGGCCACCAAAGUGCCCCUGCUCAUCCAGAAAUGCGUUGCCGAGAUAGAGAAACGAGGGCUGAAGGUGGUGGGGUUGUACCGGCUCUGCGGCUCGGCCGCCGUCAAGAAGGAGCUUCGCGACGCCUUCGAGAGGGACAGCGCGGCCGUGACGCUCUCGGAGCAGCUCUAUCCCGACAUCAACGUCAUCACGGGGAUCCUCAAGGAUUAUUUGCGGGAGCUGCCCACGCCGCUCAUCACCCCCACGCUCUACCACGUCGUCCUGGAGGCCAUGGCCAAGCGACCCCCUUGGGCCCCCCCAGGAGAGCGGGACGCCGUCACCCUGCUCGACUGCCUGCCUGACGUCGAGAAGGCCACGCUGACGCGGCUCCUGGACCACCUCAGCCUGGUGGCCUCUUUCCACGAUUUCAACCGCAUGAACUCGCAGAACAUCGCUGUCUGCUUCGGGCCCGUCCUGCUCACCCAGAACCAGGAAUCCCGGCGUUCCGGCACCGGUACCGGUAACCGCGGCUACGCCCACUACGAGGACAUCGCGAGCGCCGUCGAUUUCAAACGGCACAUCGAGGUGCUGCACUACCUGCUGCAGGCCUGGCCGGCCCCCCGCUCAACCCCGACCCCCCCACUUUGGGAAGGGGCGCAGCCCGCUUGCCCGCAGCAGCAACGGGGGCCACCGCUGCGACUGGACCUGCUGGAGAGCGCGGUGGUGGCCCGUCACCGUCCCCGAGGACCGGAGAGCCCCCCCAGCAACCGCUACGCGGGCGACUGGAGUAUCUGCGACCACCAAUUCCUACUGGUACCCGGCGCAGCCGGCGACGCCGAUUACAACGAGGUGGCUGCCGGCGACGGUGACACCGGGAUGCCGGUACGGCGGUCUCCCCACCAGCGGACCCUCUUCGUGACCGAUUUCGCCCUCGGCGAGGAACCCGAGGCGCCUUUCGGCCCCCGCCUCAACCUCAAGGACUUCGACGCGCUCAUCCUCGACCUCGAGCGGGAACUCGCCAAGCAGAUCAACGUCUGCCUGUGAGGUCGGUGCCGCCGCCGGUGCGAGAGCGACCAAAAAAAAAAAAAAAAAAAAAAAAAAAAAAAGCAGCACUUGCCUCUGGUUGCCUUCGAUUUGCACAGCGCCGAACAGGAAGGACCCCCGACGCUGAGGGUGAUGCUGCCUUCGGUGAGGUGGGGGCUCCCCCCAAAACAGCCCCGGCUCCGGUUUUCACCCUCCCCGGUGGUUUUUUUUUUUUUUUUGGGGGGGGGGGAAGCAGAGAAGGGAUGCGGGGUUCGGUGCCUCUUGCUCGGCUUUUUUUUUUUUUGUUUGUUUUUAUUUUAUAUGGCCAAAUUUUGCCCUCAAGUGCCUGUUUGUCCCCUUCUCCUUUCCCUGGUGGCCCCCCCAGGCUGCCACCCCCCCCCCCCAAAACCCCCCCCCCCCCCCCAGUAUUAGGAAAUAUUGACAAGGGUCCAUGACCUCCAUCGCUCAGGCUGGUGGGGGGGGGGCAUCCCAUCCCCCCCCACUCCCCCAAACCCCCUUCCCCGCUGCAUCUGCACCCUGAGGAGGGUGACAGGGCUCCCUCCUGGCACCCGCGCCCAGCCUGGGUGGCAGUGGGGACCCCCGCACCCUCCCUAAGGUUGUGUUGUGUCCCCCCCCCAUUUUCUAGCCCCCCCCUUUCAAGGUGGGGGCUGCUGGUACGGGAGCGCUGAGCUUUAUUUAUUACUCGAGCUUCGUGUGCGUGUGUAUGCGUGGAUGGACGGCGGAUGCCGUCACCGUAGCCUGCAACUAAAAAAAAAAAACCAAAAAACCCCCUUUUUACCCCCAAAAUAAACCCGCUGCCAGUGUUACAGUGGAGGGGGGGGGCUCCCCAAAAUAGCUCCCCCUCCCCAAAACCAGCCUUGCUCAGUAUUAGCCUUAAAGGAACCAGCUGAAUGUGAAACCACCGGCCCGGCCGGGCUGAGCCACCAGUAUUAAAGCGUCCGGGCAUGGGGUACAGGUGGGGACGGGGUGACCAAGUUGUCCCCUGUCCCCUCCCGGGGUGGCCUGACACCCCCCCCCCCCCCAACUUUGUCCCACCACUGCCUUGUCACCAUCACCAGCAAUAAAUGACACAAGCUGCACUCGC